Coffea arabica (coffee) is the source of this 1872-nucleotide messenger RNA. NCBI's taxonomy places the organism in Eukaryota, Viridiplantae, Streptophyta, Magnoliopsida, Gentianales, Rubiaceae. The record is from RefSeq and is a predicted model, not a curated record.
AUGGUUGAGCACGGGAUAGUUCUGGGUCAUAUUGUAUCGUCUAAGGGCAUAGAAGUUGACAAGGCUAAAAUAGACAUUAUUUCUGCAUUACCUUACCCCGCGAGUGUGCGGGAGGUGCGCUCUUUUCUUGGGCAUGCAGGUUUUUAUCGAAGGUUCAUCAGGGACUUUUCAAAAAUUGGAGCCCCGUUGUUCCAACUCUUACAAAAAGAUGUAGCCUUCGAGUUUGAUGAUAAGUGUGAGAGAGCAUUUAACAAGCUGAAGGAAUUGUUGACUUCACCCCCAAUCAUCCAACCCCCCGAUUGGAAUUUGCCAUUUGAGAUCAUGUGUGAUGCCAGUGAUCAUGCUGUUGGGGCUGUACUGGGGCAAAGAGUAGGAAAGGCGGCUCAUGUCAUCUAUUACGCAUUCCGGGCCUUGAAUGGAGCCCAGUUGAAUUAUUCCACCACUGAGAAGGAGCUUCUUGCAGUUAUUUUUGCUUUGGAAAAAUUCAGGUCAUACUUGUUAGGUGCUAAAGUGAUCGUAUUUUCUGAUCAUGCAGCAUUGAGGUACCUGAUGACCAAGAAAGAUGCAAAAUCGAGGCUCAUACGGUGGAUACUGCUCCUACAGGAAUUUGACUUGGAGAUAAUGGACAAAAAAGGCUCAGAAAAUCUAGUAGCGGACCAUUUGAGUCGCAUACUAGUUGAAGAGGAUAGCGAGCCAUUGAAGGAUGCCUUCCCUGAAGAACACUUAUUUUCCUUAAAUUCUCAGUUGCCUUGGUAUGCUGAUUUGGUCAAUUAUUUGGUAACUGGUAAUUUUCCUGCAGGUUGGCCGAAAUCGAAGAGGGAUAAAUUGAAGAGCGAUGCCAAGUAUUUUAUCUGGGAUGACCCGUACCUAUGGAAGAGGUGUGCAGAUCAAGUGAUGCGGAGAUGUGUAAUGAUAGCCCGUAAAGAUCAUAUGCCCCAAGUCCCGAUGAUUUUUGUAGAAAUUUUUGAUGUCUGGGGUAUAGAUUUCAUGGGUCCUUUUCCUACUUCAUUUGGUUUUCUGUAUAUUUUGCUGGCAGUUGAUUAUGUGUCUAAAUGGGUGGAGGCUAAUGCCACUCGAACUAAUGACUCGAAAGUGGUUGCAGAUUUUAUCAGAUCUAAUAUUUUUGUGCGAUUUGGAAUGCCAAGAGCUAUUGUCAGUGAUAGGGGAACGCACUUCUGCAACAAAAUCGUAGCUGCCUUAUUUCGCAAGUAUGGUGUACUCCACAGAGUCUCGACGUCGUAUCACCCCCAGACCAAUGGUCAAGUGGAGGUGUCGAAUCGGGAGAUAAAGUCCAUCUUGGAGAAAAUGGUGCGCCCCGAUAGAAAAGAUUGGAGUCAACGGUUGGAAGAUGCACUCUGGGCCUAUCGGACGGCAUACAAGACACCUAUAGGGAUGUCUCCCUAUAGGUUGGUAUUUGGUAAGCCGUGUCAUCUUCCAGUAGAGUUCGAGCAUAAAGCAUUUUGGGCGGUUAAGCAAUGCAAUAUGGAUAUUGAGGAGGGCGGAAUCCAAAGGAAGUUACAAUUACAGGAGUUGGAGGAGAUUCGCAAUGAAGCUUAUGAGAAUGCGGUAAUUUAUAAGGAGAAAAAUAAAAUUUUUCAUGACCAACAGAUCUCAAGGAAGACAUUCGAGUGUGGGCAAAAAGUUCUGCUAUACCACUCCAAAUUGCAGUUAUUUCCAGGUAAAUUACGUUCUCGUUGGAUUGGCCCUUUUGUUGUGACUAAUGUCUUCCAGUAUGGUGCAGUCGAGAUCCAAAGUUUGAAAGCUGAGAAGAAAUUUGUAGUGAAUGGUCAUCGUCUCAAACCGUAUUAUGAAGGGGUUCCAACUGAACGGGUGGAGGUGAUGCACUUGGAGGACCCUACUUGCUUAGUUUAA